AAUAAAAAUCAUGUCAAACAAUUUUAAAAAAGUUACAUACAAACAUGCCAUACACAUAGGCUAUAAACUGUCCCUUUUCGCUCACCUUCUCUGUUCUUUCUGUGUUUAACACACACACACACACACACACACACACUGCACACAUCGAUCCAUCACCGCCUUGUUUGUUCACGCUGUUGCUGGAGGUUCACCUCUGCUCUGACUGACGCAUGCCCACAGCCUCGCUCCUCCUCUCCCCUCGGUCCCCAUGGUAACGCACGGAGGAGAGAGCAGCUUAGCAACACCGAGACAGAGAGGGAGCAUCUCUGGUCCAGACAGCGCGGUGCCAUCAAUAUUACACACAGUGGAAAACCAAGGAGGCAAGAAGAAAACAGCAGCAGCGCCCCUGGCAAACAUCUCCUCUCCUAAUCAUGAAGUUCGUGGUGGUGCUGGUGGGAGCGGGCACCCUGGCCUUCCUCGGCGCGGUCAUCUGCAUCAUAGCCAGUGUUUAUCCCCGGAAACGCGCCGCGCCUCUCAGCGACAACGGCACCCUGGCGUCGGAGAAUCUGCUGGAGCCCCUGGAGCCCGGGUCGGUGGCACACGCCGGACCGCUGGGCGCUCUGCACGGCGCCGAGUCCUAUGAUGGGGAGAACGGGCUGGGCGGCAUCGGCCUGGAGGUCCCCACUCUGAACGAGCUCAACCUCGGGGAAGAAACCGCCGGUGGGUCCGCUAAACAGUUCAGCUUCAGCCGGUUGAUCUGCACACCUGUACCGGUCGGGGAAUGCAAGACGAAAGACCUGAGGCAGCGGCGGGGGGAGCAGCAGCAGCAGCAGCAGCAGCAACAGCAGUCGGACGACCCGCUGUACGGAGCCGGGGAUGAAGACUGGACUUAUCUCCGGACCACCGCGGAGGAGCUCCGUCAGAUGGUCCUGCAGCAGAACGACCAGAUCCUCAUGGACCAGAGGACCAUCCGGGAGCUCACCGGGAAGCUGAGCGAGUGUGAGAGCGGCCUGGAGGAUGAGAGGAACGUCCCAGAGCGGAGCAUCGGGGUCUGGAGCGGCAACCGCCGCAUCAUGGCCGGGGACGAUGUGAGCUCCUCCGCCGCGGCGCAGCUGCAGACGGCGCGGGCUGUGGAGGAGCUGGCCAGGGCCAUCAUGGACCUGAAGGACCGCAUUGAGAAACUCGAGGCGGAGAUAGGCCCCGCUGCCUUGAACCUCACCGACACAUCCGUGGGUACCAGUGGCAGCAGCAGUAACAGUGGCAGUGCCAGCAGCCCGGCUGGUAACACCGGCAAAGCUCCUGCCCCGCCCACCGGUAGUGCCUCCUCCCCACCUGCUGCAGCUCCUCCAGGGGGUCGCCGUCCUGCCUCCCCUGCUUCCCCUGCCCCCAAAUCCCCAACCAAGGGCUCCCCCGGUCGUGGAAAGGGCACCUGGAGGGUGGAGGACCUGGAGGGGGAGCUGGAGCGAAAGAUCAAGCUGUUGGAGAAGGAGCGUCAGGCCAUGAGGAAGGAGACGCAGGGCCAACAUGAGAAGAUCAACCAAGGCAUUGACAACGCCAACCACCGCGUCACUGAGCUGGAACACACGCUGACAGAGCCGUCGUUCCCUGAUGGCUUUGUCCUCUCCUUCCCCAUGAGAACCAACUACAUGUACGGCCUGGUGAGAAAAGAGAUAACAGAGAUGUACGCUUUCACUGCUUGCGUGUGGCUGAAGGCUAAAGAAGGAGGCAUCGGGACCCCCUUCUCUUACUCUGUCCCGGGGCAGCCCAAUGAGCUGGUGCUGCUACAGGGAGUCCACAACCCUGUGGAGCUGCUCAUCAAUGAUAAGGUGGCGCAGCUGCCCCUGUCCCUACCACAAGACGAGUGGCAGCACAUCUGUGUCAGCUGGACCCUGAGAGACGGGGUGUGGAAGGCCUACCAGGGGGGGAAGAUGAAGGGGAGGGGAGAGGGACUGGCUGCCUGGCAUCCCAUCAAACCAGGAGGGGUCCUCAUACUGGGACAGGAGCAGGAUACACUGGGCGGGCAUUUUGAUGCCUCCCAGGCCCUGGUCGGGGAGCUUUCCCAGUUCAACCUGUGGGAUCGGGUGCUGAAGCCAGCAGAGGUCGCCGCCGUGGCCGAGUGCAGCUCCUCAGCGCUGGGCAACAUCGCCCCCUGGACCGACCACGACGUAGAUGUGUACGGUGGAGCCACCAAGGAGUCUUUGGACCCGUGCCACGCUGCCCAGAGAACCAACCCGUCCAGCCCCAAACAGUGAGGGGUGACUGGGAGAGGUCAGCCAAGGGUGGCUGUGGUGUUUGAUAGGUCAGUUUAGGAGACGAUGAUGUAUAACAAUGUAUCACAUCGGGGUUUACAGUAUAUUUGACGGGGAUGGGAGGCUUACUGGUGGACUGAAAUGUGCCAUGGAGGGAUUAAGCUGUUAAGACCGGUGUAUCUGUUUUGUUUUUAGUGUUGGUGUCCACGCUCAUGUGUUUACUUCUGCAGUGAGAUACAGUGAGUUUAGUCACAGAAUCACCUUAGUGAAGGCUUCAUAGGUGGGUCAACUUCUGGCAUGAACAGGACUCUGAUGGAAGUAUUCCAUAAUAGAUUGAUUUUUGGCAAAAUGUGCCACCCUCUGUUUAAGGAAAUGAUAUUUUGGGCCAGUUAACCGUGUGUGGUUAUUCAGGCAGAGGGCUUGAAAACAGUUACGGAAUGAACCUUUACUGAUGCCAUUUCUAAGGGUUUCUUAAUUUUACAACGCAGUGACACAAAGUUCUCGUCUUGUGUCCAGUUGGUUGUGUUUAAUGCUCAAACUGAAUUCUGAGAUGCUAUCAUAUUGAUUUAAACACUCAAUGGGAAACAAAAUGAGUUUUGUUCAUUUUUAACUGUAUAUGAUCCUGUUGAGUAACGUCUGUGUACUGUUAAGUUUUCUACAUUGCAUACCAUGAUCUGGUAAAACAGUGGUCUUAUAAAUGUAUAUUGUGUAAUGUAUCUCUGCUAAUGUUGCUCUGUGCCAGUCUGCUCCUCUCCUGCUGUAGCCUCUCACACACCUCACAGCCCUGCAAAGUUAAGUUGCAGCAUUUCUGUUUGCAGCUCAGACAAAGCAGCGCUCUCGAUCGACCCCUGAAAGAAACACUUGAUGUCUAUCCAAGCACCAAUCAGACACUGAAAUUGUGACGAACCUGAGCAGGUUUGGUAAAACUGUGUUGUAUUCCUGAAUGUAAAGCAGGUGGAAUGUCAGUGUAUUUGCAUGAGCGACGUCACAUUUCCUCUCACUAAAGAAACAAACUCAAAAAGUGUAAAUUACAGUGUUGGUGUCCCCGAGCUGCCCCACACUCUGAAACACACAGAUGUCUUUUUGGUAAGUCAGAUCCUCACAGAAUACCUGACAGUAAUGGAGGUGUAUGAAUUAGAUUAUUCCUAUGGUGGCCAUUUUGCAUUCAACAUCUGACUUGGAGGAUCAGAACAAAAAUUAGGUACUGAGCAAAUUUUAGGAUGCAUUUAUUUGUUUUCAAACCUGAUGCAUUUUUUCUGUCAUGACAGUCCAUGUUAUGAUCAUUUAUGUGGCCAAAACUACCACUUUUGACUGAAUGUUUCUUUUACUACAAAAUACUUAAUGCUACGUUUACCAAGCCCCCAGGGACAGGGCCUUGAAACCUAUUACACAUAGUGGCCAAACAUGGAAUUACAACUUCCACGCCCAUCACAUGAUGCCAUUGGGUGCACAAGGCUUUUCCCCACAAACUAACACUGCUGAAUCCAGUUCUCUCUAUACAUCCAUGUAAGGCUGCCCCCAACUAACUAUUUUCCUGGUCAACCAAUAGUCAUCAUUUAGGGUCAUUAGUCGACUAGUCGUCCGCAUCUUUACGAUAUUGAUUUAAAUAUUAAAUGAUAUAUUUUGGGCGGGGCAACACAAUGGUUUGAGUUGAAGGUGUGAGAAAGAAUAGUAUCAGUAACAUUGUUAACACUGUGCUACAUUACAGAGAAAUACAAAACCGUACUAAUGAACCUUCAUUAAUAUAGGCCUAUAUUUUAUCUACAAGUGCACGUCACACACUGAGCGAGCCGCCUAUUAAUGAUGCUGUGGGCUAAUGGGCAUGUAGCUACUUCCAUGUUUCAGAUGAUACGUCAUGUUUGGAGUCGACCGAUGAAGAUGAGUUUACAUAUCACCUUGGGUUCGUCCUUCACCUUCUCAAAAUGAUCCCACACUUUGGAAGAUAGAUUACUUGUCAAAAGAAGUGUAAUUCUGCACUUUAAAUGAAAGUAGAGUUUGUUAUCUACUGGGAAAAAUGAUGCAGCAAAGUUGUUUAAUGUUGGACCUUCGACACUGUAAAUUGUAUUUUAUAGAAAUUGAAGUAACUUCCAUAUGAUUGGGACCCAACAGCUGGAUUAAGAUGCAAAUGCUAUAUUUAUCCUGAGAAAAAACAUGACGUAUGAUGUUUACCUUCCUCAUUAGAGCACCUCGAAGUAGCCACGAUUUCAGCCUGAGGAACACCAGGUUGUCCAAGUCAAUAAUCUGCUUGACUUUUAGUCACAAUCCAGUAUUACAGUUAGCUACUGUGUAGAGGGCAAAAUAUAUUACUUUAGACUGUGAUGUUAUGUCCUCUAGUAUCUGGCAUCAAUUUAGUUUUCAGUUGGGAGACUGUGAGAUAAUUAUGUUUCUCAUAAUUUGCAUCUUUUCACAUAAACAAGACAAUUUGGAUUUGCUUACUGUCUUGUUUUGAGCUCAAUGCAAAUUCAAAAUGGACAUCAUAGGAAUAAUAUUUAGAGAAGAUGGACACUGUCAGGGGUGAGGGUUUGAUUCCCACUUUGGCCAACCACACUGAACAUGUAUCCAGUCAACACUGUGCAGUAAAGUGAACUGUAGUUCAAAUACAAUUUCACUUAUUACCUCAAGACAUCAGCCCCACAUGUGAUUUUUCACCCAGUUGUAAAGUGCCUGCCUGGGCUCUCGUGCCCGAAAUAAUAGUGAAAUGUUUUUUAUGUUUUCUUCUUCUUCGUCGUCUCUUUUUUCUCCUUCUCUCUGUCUCUCUCUCUCUCUCUCUCUCUGUUGCUUUUGGUUGUUGAAGGCUGUGACAGUGUUGCGCUUGUCCUUAUUUGCAUCUUCAUGGAUCUUCUAUGAUAUUGUGAAAUAGAUGGAUUAAAAAAAUAAAUAAAUAAUAUGGU
Messenger RNA from Epinephelus fuscoguttatus (brown-marbled grouper), 5119 nucleotides. It is a transcript of the gene nptxrb, whose product is annotated as neuronal pentraxin receptor b. NCBI's taxonomy places the organism in Eukaryota, Metazoa, Chordata, Actinopteri, Perciformes, Serranidae. The record is from RefSeq and is a predicted model, not a curated record. The transcript has 6 exons. The coding region runs from base 411 to 2231 and encodes 606 amino acids.